CCAAUCAGCUCAAUCAAAACAACUCAAAGAUAUCAAGAUGGCAUUUGCUCAUUUACCAUACCUUCCUUUCUUGGACUCACCAAAUAAUUUACCUUCCAUCGAUCUACUCGAGUCAUUAGCUGUCAUCACCCCUAUUCUCAUUCCGCUCUCAUCUGCCAUCGAUAUCAUCAAGAUCUUACCUAGUCAUUUCGAGCUCUACGUUCUGGAUCACCACUCGGAGGACUCUCCCGAAUCCCGCCUUCGAAGAUCAGCAGAAGUGCUCAAAGUUCUCGAUUUAGGUGUCGUCAAAGUUUUCACCGAUCUAGAUGUCGAGUUGGUAUCCCUCGGCGUACCUCCUGAUCGGAUCGUGAAGAUCAUCGACGGCGUGGAGAGCGCAAACCAAAUGAUACUUGAUUCUGUGUCGGGUGUGAUGUACACGUUGGAAAAAGCAACCCGAUCACAAGUUACCUCUGCUAUAGAAUCACAAGGCUCGUCUGACCGGCCGAGGUUCCUGUUUGAUCCCCAGUUGGAUCUUAACGAACUCAAAGACAAGAUGCAAGACGCCCUCCGAUCUCCCGAUCUAGUCCAUAUCGUAUCUUGCACAUCUAUAACCUCUGUGGAUAUUGAUUACUUGGCCGAUCUGUAUGUCUUGGUUCUACGUACCGAUCGAACAGACGGCCUCUUCUCUACUUGCGUCGUCUCCAGAUCUCCGGCGUCAACAUUGUUAGGUCAGGUGUACUCAUCCAAAGAAUCUAUCAAAUUGAGUAUCAAGACCCGAAAGGCCACCUACUACAGCCGCUCGCGUAAUGAAAUAUGGGCCAAGGGCGCAACCAGCGGUGCCACUCAAUCUGUUGUGCGCAUACGUACAGAUUGCGAUCGCGACGCGCUCGAAUUUCAAGUCAUUCAAAAGCCACUCACAGGAUUUUGUCACACUCAAGAGAUGAGCUGUUUUGGGCCUGUAGGGGGAUUCAGCCACCUCGAGUCCGUACUCCUAAACCGUUUCCAAAACUCUACGCCCGGUAGCUAUACAAACCGCUUGUUCAAUGACGAGAAAUUAUUGAGAGCUAAAAUUAUGGAGGAAGCCGAGGAGCUAUGUGAAGCUGAAUCUCACGAAGACGUCAAGAAUGAGAUGGCCGACUUGUUCUAUUUUGCACUUUGUAGAUGUAUCAGCAAGGGUGUUUCGCUUAAAGAUGUAGAGGAUGUUUUGAACAAGAGAUCACUCAAGAUCACCAGGAGAAAAGGCGAUGCUAAACCUAAAUGGGACAACUCUUCUAACGGAAAAUCUACCGCAGAAAAUCAAGCACCCACGACUAACAAAGACUCGCCUGCCCAAUCGUCAAAACCUGCUCAAUCUCAAGCAAAUCCUGGUCUGAAGUGCCAGAUCAUGGAUCUUGCCCAGAUACCUUCCACCGAUCAUCACAAGUUACUGAACCGCCCACCGAUGGACUCCAAGGCAAUGCUUUCCCGUGUUAAACCCAUUGUUGACAACAUCAAAUCUGGUGGUGACAAUGCUCUACUCAAGGCAAUCAUCAGUUUUGAUCGAAAUCCCAACGCGAGUAUUACUGACCUGAUUAUGAGAUCUCCCUUUGGUCAAGAAACCAUGAAAAUCACCCCGGAGGCCAAAGAGGCCAUCGACAUUGCUUACAAUAACAUCUACACCUUCCACGCCAAGCAACUCGACAAGGAACGCUCGCCUAUGGUUGUAGAGACUAUGGAAGGUGUCGUAUGCUCACGGUUUGCCCGACCCAUCGAUCGAGUUGGUCUUUAUGUACCAGGCGGGACCGCUGUUUUACCCUCGACCGCCCUCAUGUUGGCCAUACCCGCGCAAGUUGCUGGCUGUCCGCAUAUCUCGAUCGCUACUCCUCCAAGACCUGAUGGCACAAUCUCGCCCGAGAUCAUGUACAUCGCUAAUCGAUGUGGUGUGAAGGAGAUCGUGAAAGCUGGGGGUGCACAUUCGAUCAGUGCUAUGGCUUAUGGAACCGAAACAAUUACUAAAGUGGAUAAGAUUUUUGGGCCUGGGAACCAGUUCGUGACAACAGCUAAGAUGUUGGUCGCAAGUGAUGUUGAAGCUAGUGUUGCCAUUGAUAUGCCUGCGGGACCUUCUGAAGUUCUUGUCAUUGCUGAUGAGUCAUCCAAUCCAGCUUUUGUGGCCGCUGAUCUUCUUUCUCAAGCUGAACACGGACCCGAUUCUCAAGUUGUACUCCUGGCUGUGAACGUUUCAGAGGGCUUAUUAUCCGAGAUCGAAGACCAUAUCGAAGCUCAAGCAUUACGCCUACCACGUCUUUCAAUCAUCCAACAAUCUAUUCCUAGAAGCUUGAUAGUCCGAGUCAAUUCACUCACGCAAGCUUUCGACUUGAGUAAUGAAUAUGCCCCUGAACAUCUCAUCCUACACCUUCCUAAUCCGAGCCAAUACCUCCCUCAGAUCAGGAAUGCUGGAAGUGUCUUUCUCGGGGCAUUCUCUCCAGAAAGCUGCGGAGAUUAUGCAUCUGGUACUAACCAUUCACUUCCUACCAUGAAGUUUGCUAAACAAUUCUCAGGUGUCUCUACAUUAGCAUUUAUGAAACAUAUCACUGCGCAAGAAUUGACUGAAGAUGGAUUACGUCGAUUGGGACCUACUGUGAUUAAACUUGCUGAGAUUGAAGGUUUGGAAGCACACGCUAAUGCUGUUCGUCUUAGGCUUAAUAGUAAUUCAUAAGAUGUUCUUACUGGUCACUUGUCCGAAAUAUCAUAGAACUCUAUUGAGUAAAUUAGACAGUCUUGGCUUUAGUUGAUUGCUCGAUUCCAGAAUCAUCUUCUAUGUCAUCUUGAGAAUUGUGCACAGUCCACUGGCUCAAAUCACCAAUAGGUUUUAUCUUGCGAGGUCCCCUU
Molecule: messenger RNA, 2847 nt
Organism: Melampsora larici-populina 98AG31
Lineage: Eukaryota; Fungi; Basidiomycota; Pucciniomycetes; Pucciniales; Melampsoraceae
Exons: 2
Coding region: 38-2674 (878 amino acids)
Biological process (GO): L-histidine biosynthetic process
Cellular component (GO): cytoplasm
Molecular function (GO): metal ion binding; NAD binding; phosphoribosyl-ATP diphosphatase activity
Source: RefSeq, a predicted model, not a curated record